GCGGCUGCGCACACGCGGCCCCUCCUCCGUUGGGCUGCGGGCGUUGCGGGUGCGAGCGGCACCGGCACCGGCAUGGGCGUGCAUGUGGAGACCAUCGCCCCCGGCGACGGGCGGACGUUCCCCAAGCGCGGCCAGACCUGCGUGGUGCACUACACGGGUAUGCUGGAGGAUGGGAAGAAGUUUGAUUCCUCCCGCGACAGGAACAAGCCGUUCAAGUUUGUGAUGGGCAAGCAGGAGGUGAUCCGUGGCUGGGAGGAAGGAGUCGCUCAGAUGAGCGUUGGUCAGCGGGCAAAGAUGACCAUCUCCCCAGAUUACGCCUACGGCUCCACUGGCCACCCAGGGAUCAUCCCACCAAACGCCACUCUAAUUUUUGACGUGGAGCUCAUGAAAUUGGAAUGACCCAUCCCAGCACCCUGUCCUUGGGUUUGGCACAUGGAGGAAUCCAGAAUCUCAGCUUCAAGAAGAGUGCACAUGACUUUAUACGGAGCUUUUCCUGAUAGCCCACUACACUCAUUGUAUAACCUUACACCUUGAUUGAAUGCCUUUGGUCACUAAGCUUUGCGUCUGACUCUUCCUCCUUGUAUUGUGUUUUUAUGUCUUUUUAAACUAUACGCCGUAAACCUCAACUCUUUUUGGGUCAAGUUCUUAAUCUUAUUUUUGUUCCAGGUGUAGACUACGUUUUCCCAGUAGCACGCAGAUGGGCUGACCUUAGAUAGGAGUCAUUUGAACAAAAGGAAUCCUGUUAGUUACUCGUUUUCAUGCAGAUUUAUGGUGUUUUCAAACCAGAAAUUGCUGCUGCUGCAAAAGCCAUAGCAGAGUGAGGUUGUUGAGGCUGAAGGGAUGCAGAGAGCAAGGUAGCACUAGGAUUGUUCAUAGGAAUUCUGCCUGGAAUGGGACAGCGAGGGAGCCUGGCCUUUCCCUGCUCCCUGAGGAGCAUCACUGCAGGCAUUGUGGGUUUGCUCUGGGAAAGGAGGGCUGCUCUGCCCCUGCUUCCCCCUGUCAUCUCAUGGUGGGCCUGCCUUCCCCUCCAGACCACUUUUGGAUUUAGGGAGUUGGGUUUCCACCAGAGCUCCACCACACCUUGAAAAUCCCGUAGCAUGGAGCUUUCUUUAAAGAAAAAAGGAAAACUGGACAAGGGGAAGGUUCUGUCUGCAGGGGAGGUGGUGGGGGCUCAACAAAAAUGCCUCUGUCCUCCUUCCCCAUGGAAAGGAACCAUCAGCCCCCACAUUGUCCCCACUCUGAGCACACCUGCCCAUUCUCUCCUGCCACCUGAUGCUGGUCAUCGCUGCUUGCCUGGUGUCACAGGAUGCAUAGCUGUCCCCUGUGCCCCCCUCUGCCCUGCCCAGUCCGCUGGUAACAGAAAUUCCCGCCGGUCACUUCCUUCUCCGCCGCACAAAGGUAUCCAGUUUAUUAUCGCAAUAAAAACGCUUUAUGCUGGCUUUUCUCA
Molecule: messenger RNA, 1447 nt
Organism: Parus major (Great Tit)
Lineage: Eukaryota; Metazoa; Chordata; Aves; Passeriformes; Paridae
Gene: FKBP1A
Product: FKBP prolyl isomerase 1A
Exons: 5
Coding region: 73-399 (108 amino acids)
Molecular function (GO): peptidyl-prolyl cis-trans isomerase activity
Source: RefSeq, a predicted model, not a curated record